Colletotrichum orchidophilum is the source of this 1698-nucleotide messenger RNA. RefSeq names its product cystathionine gamma-synthase. Gene Ontology annotation, molecular function: pyridoxal phosphate binding; cystathionine gamma-synthase activity. The record is from RefSeq and is a predicted model, not a curated record. The coding region runs from base 1 to 1698 and encodes 565 amino acids. The transcript is spliced from 2 exons. Lineage: Eukaryota; Fungi; Ascomycota; Sordariomycetes; Glomerellales; Glomerellaceae. Gene Ontology annotation, biological process: transsulfuration.
AUGGGCAGCCUUGAAGUUGCAUCACUCGCUGAACCAGCCCACAUUGAUACGUUGUGGUCACAUCCUUUACCUCCAGCUCCGCGCCAUGCCGUCACCUCCCACAUACCCGGAUGGAAGGCGCUCGUCAAGCUUGCAGAGCGAGACCCCGUUCAUCUGUCCAAGGUCGUGAGCAUGUACCCACGAAUCCUACUCCACAAGGACUGUGCCCGGCUUGGCGAGCACAUUAUCAAGCUAUCGGGGCUGGAACCCGACCAGCAUGGUUGUUUUUUGUUCCCAAGACUGCAAAUAGCACAAGCAUGUGUCGACUACAUCACCAGUCAGAAUCGAACAGACGACCUGGAAACACUCGCCAGCUCAGAGGUAUCAAUCCGGGCCUUCGAAAGCAGUGGAGCCGACAAUGACACCAUCCAUGUCUUUGCGGUAAUCUUCCCCAUAGCAAAGUUGAUUCAUGUCAUGCCGUGGUGGUCGGACACUGGUGUUGCCAUUUCAAGCCGACUGGCUCAGCGGGUACUUGACAGACUGCCUGAGCUCCAUGAACGCAGUCUCGAAGCUGUCCCUGUACAGAACCAACGACUAGAGGGGCCGUACAAAGUUCUUCGUGAGCGAAUUGCUUACUUGGCCGAGCGUGCUCCUGCCAGGGCCAGGGAGAAGAAGGUAGACACUUCCGAUGUUUACUUAUUUCAGUCUGGAAUGGCAGCCAUCUACAAUGUUCACCAGCACUUGCAACGACUGGCACAGACGGCAGAGCGCAAGAGUAUCAUAUUGGGCGUCUCGUUCUACGAAACCAAGCACGUCAUCAAAAAGUACGGUACAGGUUUGAAGUUCUUUCCCAGCGUAACCGACACGACCGCACUCGAAGCCUUCCUCAGGGAAGAACAGGCCCAGGGACGUCCAGUGUUGUCGCUCUGGACCGAAUACCCGAGCAAUCCACUGCUCUCCGUGCCGGACUUUGUCCACCUACGGAAGCUUGCUGAUGAGCUAAACUUUGUUCUUGUUGUCGAUGACACCAUAGGCGGAGUCUGCAAUAUUGACGCACUUGCAGUUGCUGAUGUCGUCGUCACCAGCCUGACCAAGACAUUCAGCGGCCACGCCGAUGUCAUGGGAGGUAGCGCGAUCCUCAACCCAUCGAGUUCUUUCUAUGAAAGACUCAAGAUUUCUUUUGAAGAGGAGUUUGUCAAUGAUUUGUACAUUGAAGAUGCCAGGAUCUUGAGGCACAAUAGCGACGACUAUCUCCAUCGUCUGGCGAUUAUUAAUUCCAAUGCCAAGAUGGUAACCGAUUGGCUACAUGAAUGGUCCAAGGGCGGGCGGAGUAGCAUACAGCAUGUCUUCUACCCCACUGCAUCGCAUGAUGGAGCAAGAGACAAUUAUGAAGCCUUCAUGCGGGAACCCACGGCCGAUUUCACUCCAGGCUACGGGUGCUUAUUCAGUCUCGGCUUCAAGUCGCAGGAAGCCGCAGCAGCCUUUUACGACAAUCUUCACGUGUACCACGGUCCUCACCUGGGAGCCCACCGGACUCUGGCUUUGGGCUAUACAUAUUUGAUCUACGGCGAGGAAAACGAAGCCGAGUUUGCUGGCACGAAGCUCUCUCCCGCCCAGAUCAGAGUGUCUAUCGGGUUGGAGGACUCUAGAGAGUUAUUGCAUGUGUUCAAGUAUGCAGUUAUGAAAGCAGACGAGCUUGAUGCGGGACAAGGAAAAUGA